GAACAGCGUCUGAAGACCUUUUUCUGGAAGGAGCGGGAAAAAAAAAAGUCGCACCGUCGAUGACGAACAAGCGAGCCCGUUCCACUGGUGCCCAUACAGGCCCAAGCCGUAGCGCCCCCUCACCAUGUCUCAGGGAUGAGAACAUUCGACAUGUCUGACGAGGGGAAGCUUUUUGUUGGUGGCUUGAACUUUGAGACCACAGAAGAAGUCUUGGAAGAGGCCUUUUCAAAGUAUGGGAACAUCUUGAAAGUUGAUGUGAUCAGAGACCGGGACACAGGCAGCUCCAGAGGGUUUGGCUUCGUGUCGUUUGAAAACCCAGAUGAUGCCAGGGAAGCCAAGGAAGCCAUGCAUGGAACGAGUCUCGAGGGCAGAACUCUCCGGGUAGAUGAAGCCGGCAAGUCUGGAUCGAGGUCCGGAGGAGGAUUCGGCCGGGGAGGCGGAGGCGGUGGAUUCUACCAGCAGAGGGGGAGCCGGGGUGGAAGAGGAGGAUACGGUGGGGGCGACAGGAGUUACGGAGACCGGAGCGGAGGUUACGGUGGCGGUGGAUAUGGCGGUGGCGGCGGAGGUUACCAGAGGAGCAGUGGUGGUGGAAGAUACGGUGGCAGCAGCAGCGGUGGUGGCGGCGGCGGCUACAGCAGAGACAGGGAACAGUACGGAUCCUAUGGCGCAAACGAAUAAAAAUCCUCCUGGUUCAAGACCAUCCUUCGCUGGCUGUAUUUAAAAAGAUGCACUCUUCGAAGAAUUUUUUUUUUUUUUUUUUUCCUCCCCUUUCUUUUUGGUGUUCUGAAAUUGAGGUUAUUUCUGUUUCAGCAGCAGAUAUUUGAUGCAUCAGCUUUAGGAGAUGCCUACUCUUGUAGCGUUUCAUUUUGGUCACUGUAAGAUGGUGAACUGUUCCCAAGGAUUUCUGUACCACAAGCUCAUCAUACAGUACUUUUGGCACAGAAACUGAACCAAGACUUUGCAGCUGUUUUUUAACAUUUCUAUAUACAAACAGGCUUGUUCCAUGAGUAAAUGUAUACUGGUAAACAGCCUGGCAGUGUUAAUGACUCAUUACCCCCCCACUCCCCAAACUGCAACCUGUUCAUAGUAGACUCUCAAAUCCAAAAUGCCUCGUUGGUUCCAUGGAACAACUCGCAAUUGUUAUUUGGCCUGUUUAAGCCCUGCCCUAUUUUUUUUUUUUUUGUUUGUUUUUUUUUUACAAUCUUGGGGUCAUGAUAGACUGUGACAUGCCUCAUCGUUUUCUGUAAUGGCAGUUUAGUUUAGCAAGGUUGGAAUUUGCAAUUCGCUCCUUUAAAUAAAUCGCUGCAAUAUGGGUAAAGGUUUUGUAACCGAAACCCGUACCCCUGCUACAACUUGUGCUUUUUGUUUUUGUUUUGUCUUCAUUUUUAAUGUUCUGCUUUCAUGGGCCGAAAUGGCCUCCUGCAGCUUGACUUUAAAAAUAACGUUACUGUCUAUAUUGUCAAUGUCUGGAAAGGAAUGUCCUUUUAUGUCUCAAAAUGGCCUUUAAGAGUUUAUUCUUUUUUUUAAUUUGUUUUUUGUUUUUGUUUUGUGGGGGCGGGGUACAUUCUGGCUUCAUGAAGCCUAUUAAACAGUUUGUUGAAAAUA
This is a messenger RNA of Conger conger (European conger), 1605 nucleotides long. RefSeq names its product cold-inducible RNA-binding protein B-like. Gene Ontology annotation, biological process: positive regulation of mRNA splicing, via spliceosome. Gene Ontology annotation, cellular component: spliceosomal complex. The coding region runs from base 136 to 678 and encodes 180 amino acids. NCBI's taxonomy places the organism in Eukaryota, Metazoa, Chordata, Actinopteri, Anguilliformes, Congridae. Gene Ontology annotation, molecular function: RNA binding. The record is from RefSeq and is a predicted model, not a curated record. The transcript is spliced from 8 exons.